AGGUUAUUCAACAAAAAAGAAGAAAUAAUUUUUUUUUAUUAUUUUCGUGGUACAAAAUUCAAAAUUUUGUGAUAAAAACAUUACCAAUUGUGCCAUUUAUUGCACCGGCUUUAUCAAGUUUAUUACCGCUGCGACGAAAUGUCCGAAGAAUUGGGUUCUGACAAUGAAUUGGAGGAAAACUACUAUACUUUUCUAAAUUUACCCAAAGAUGCUACCUCUGAUCAAAUCAAUACUAGCUAUCGCAAGCUUAGCCGCAUUUAUCAUCCGGAUAAACAUAUAGAACCGGAGAAAAAGCAGAAGGCUGAAUUGAUGUUCAACCGUACUAAGAAGGCAUAUGAAGUCUUGUCAGAUCCGCAUAAAAGAGCAAUUUAUGAUUCGGUGGGAGAAAAGGGGCUGCGUACAGAUGGCUGGGACUUGGUACAGCGCACAAGAACUCCAGCUGAAAUUAGAGAGGAAUAUGAAAGACUCGCCCAGUUAGCAGAAGAACGAAAGCUAUUGCAAAAUACUAAUCCUAGAGGAAAUGUUACCAUUAACGUUAAUGCCACUGAGAUAUUUUCUCCGUAUGACGAUUCUGAAAUGCCGCGUAUUGAGGUGUCUUCGAUGAGUAUUUCCCAAUCUAUUGAAGCUCCCUUGACACGAAGAGACACAUUGACUCUAAGUGGCAAUCUAAUGUCGUCUAAUGGUAAUGGUUCAGGUGGAUUUGUAGUUUGUGGUAGACGUCUUCUGAAUAAGGGAUGGCUACAGCUGGAUGUUGGAGCCGGCAAUGGCUUGUUGGCAGCGGUCAAAGGCGGCAGAACUCUAAAUUCUGUCUUGACUGUAAAUGCUGGAGCCCAAAUGAACUUCCGAGAGAACGGAGUUAUACCCGGACUGUUUUCCACUUUAGCUGUGCAACUAGAUAAGCAUACAAUGGGCUCCUUGACAUUUAAUGCGGGUUCUCAAUCGAGUAUGACAACUCAAAUAGAUCGGACGAGUGAGCGAUAUGCUUGGUCUACAUCUUUCGUAAUUGGUUCACCCCAUAUAUAUUACAGUAUAGCGUAUACACAUAAAAUGAUUGAGAACGAGCUAAAAUUAAAAGUAGCCGCAAAGGUUGGUACCUUUGGGUUUUUAGCAGAGUAUGGUGCUGAAAAGAAGGUAUCGAAAUAUAGUUCCGUAUAUGCUUCCGUAUCUGUAGGUGUACCAACGGGAGUUAUUCUAAAGUUCAAAAUUAUACGCUCUCAACAGACGUAUGUAUUUCCUAUACAUUUGAGCGAAGAAAUUGUGCCUGCAGCUGUAUUUUAUGCAACGGUUACCCCAGUCAUUGUAUGGUUCUUUGUGAAAAAAUCUAUUAUAGAGCCCAUGCAAUCGGAACGUAAAAAUAUUGAAAUCGAAAAGACAAAACGCAAUAAUGAGCAACGCAUGACGAUGAGACGUCAGGAGGCGGAUGCGGCAGUAGAGUUGAUGCAACACACCUAUCAGCGUAUAGUCGAAGAAGAAACGGAGCGCAAAGGUUUGAUCAUAACAAAGGCUGUCUAUGGUCAGUUGGAGGAGAAUGGUAAUGAUUUUAUACCCUCCGCCUCCAUAGAUGUCACCAUACCUGUACAGUGUCUGGUCAAGGAUGGUGUUUUAAUAUUAUACAAUUCAUCCAAGAGCGAUUUGCCUGGUUUCUAUGAUCCCUGCAUUGGUGAGUCCAAGGUUUUACGUCUAGACUAUAUGCACAACAAUACUAGUACUACGUUGGAUAUUAAAGAUUUAGAAGCUGUUCGACUGCCACGAUAACUAUGUAUAUAUGUUUUGUAGAUGUUAAUGUAGUUUUUUUUAUUUAUUAGUUCUUUUUUUUCUCUUCUGAAAUUCUGGUUUGCUUGAAAAAAUUAAAUCAAAAAUUAUGUUAGGCAAAUGACUUGUAUGUUCAUUAUGUUAAUUUCCAAGGACACUGACGAAAAAUGUCUUCAUUAAAUAAAUGCUUUAAAAGUAUGUAAAUAAAGAUGGUAAUAUUAAAUUGAAAAAAA
Messenger RNA from Calliphora vicina (urban bluebottle blowfly), 1985 nucleotides. RefSeq names its product dnaJ homolog subfamily C member 11. The record is from RefSeq and is a predicted model, not a curated record. Gene Ontology annotation, biological process: cristae formation. NCBI's taxonomy places the organism in Eukaryota, Metazoa, Arthropoda, Insecta, Diptera, Calliphoridae. Bases 139 to 1755 code for a protein of 538 amino acids. The transcript is spliced from 4 exons.